Messenger RNA from Marasmius oreades (fairy-ring Marasmius), 216 nucleotides. RefSeq lists its product as uncharacterized. Bases 1 to 216 code for a protein of 71 amino acids. The record is from RefSeq and is a predicted model, not a curated record. Lineage: Eukaryota; Fungi; Basidiomycota; Agaricomycetes; Agaricales; Marasmiaceae. The transcript is spliced from 3 exons.
AUGCUCGAUCUCAGUGAAGCUGUCGCAUACCCCACAGGAUUUUUCAAACCUCAGGCUCAGGCGUCAACCUCAUCGCGCAUGGCAUUAUGUAAAAAAAUGCUGCAAAUCAGAAUGCUGUUGAGAUCUAGAUGUUUCAGGGAGAGUGACGCUGCUUUGGGGCCGUCGUACAUCCAGCUAUCCAUCGGAACCAAAUCAAACCUGUUCAAACGACGAUAG